CAGUCUCGUGCACUGGUGCUGGAAUUACAAAUCUAAUAACAUGAGGACUGGAGCUGCAUUAAAGCCUGGAUUUCUGUCUCGUGCCUAAUCACCGAACUGUAUAACGGUCUGUGGAUGCAUUAAUAAAUAAAGACGGGCGGAUUUUUUCCCUCCACACUGAGCCAGAGCGCUGAGCGGAUGAAGAGUGAGCGUUAGCGUUGCGCGUUGCCUUUACAGAUGCACUGCUCAACACCAAGUAUGAAGACGAGGCAAACUCUGCGAUCUUCAUCCUACUUGCUGUAGGAUGCAUGGAGAAAACCUGGAAUACCCUAUGACUUUUAUUGCUAGACUGGAAGAAGCAAAAUUAUAUUCCAGCAGUCGAAGAUGAAGAAAAUUAGUCAAGACACCUGACAUAACGCGACAUGGACGUCAUCUGGAGCUCGUCAAGUGUGUGUGUGUGUAUGUGAGUGAGUGUGUGUGUGAGAGAGAGAGCAUGAUCUGCUUGGGAGAAAUCUAUAAAGUUGACGGACUUGCUUUAUAUUUGGUUAAUUGCGCCAAUAUUCAGUAAAGAUGGAGCGGAUGAAGGCGCGCGCCUGAAGCUAUUUGGAGUCUGAAGAAACACAAGCACCGUCGAGAAACAUGGCUCGCCUCUUCGUUCUGCUUAACUCUGUCGCACUGUUGCUUUUUGGCACUGACAUGUUUUUGGUCGGAGCAAACCGCCCACCUGCUCCAGUCAACGUGUCAGUCAUGAAUCUGAGAGCUGAUUCAGCCACAGUGACCUGGGAAGUUCCAGAGGGGGAUAUCAUUAUUGGCUUCUCAGUCCUACAGCAGAAGCAGGAUGGUCACAUGCAGCGGUUUAUCCGGGAGAUAAACACCACCAGCAGGGCCUGUGUGCUUUGGGACCUGGAGGAGGAGACGGACUACAUAGUCCAGGUCCAGUCUAUUGGCCUGUAUGGAGAAAGUCAGGCCAGCAAGCGUAUCCACUUUAAAACCCUCAAGAAGUCAGACCGCUUCCCUUCCAAUAGCUCGAACCAAGAUGAUCCAACUGUUGAAGGUCUGGACAAGUCUAGAAACCUACAAACAGGAGAGAUGAUCAUCAUUGUGGUGGUGCUGCUUAUGUGGGCAGCGGUCAUCGCACUGUUCUGCCGGCAGUAUGACAUUAUCAAGGACAACGAUAACAGUAACAGCAAAGAGAAGGUGAAGCCGUUGUCUGAGAGGAGCACACCGGAGCACCACAGCGGAGGACUGCUCAGGAGCAAGUUUCAUCAGUCUGUGCCAUCUAUCAACAUCAUAGAGGUCUAAUCGGACGAGUGAAGAUGGCUGCUCUUCCCCUUGUUAACAUGAUGCUACAUUGCUGUAAUCCUUCUCCACCACAGAGCCAGGAUGCCAUGUGCAAGGAACCAUUAAUCGCACUGUCUUCCACUGCAGCUAGAACUUUUCAUCCCACACGCAUGCUCAAUGUGUAAAAAAAGAGAGUCUAUUCCUGUAGGGUAACUGUAAAUAAAGUAAAGUAGAGCUGUAUUAAGGGAGCUCAUUCCCACUGCUUUUAUGUUCAUUCAGUGUGAUUGCAGUGCACACUUUUCAUUCUGAGAUCCUGCGACUACAUUGUAUUUUUGAUAUGGUAUUGUGUGGUCCUGUGAAAGGCUAUUGUAGAAGAACAGUUUUUUGUUUUUUGUAGAAGAACAGUAUGAUUCCACGUUUGUACAUGUGUACGUACUUGCGCAUGUGCGUGUGUGUGUGUGUGUGUGUGUGUGUGUGUGUGUGUGUGUGUGUGUGUGUGAGUGCCCCUUUCAUAGCCCCUCAAACUGUUGAAUGAAGCAAAGUGUGCAUUCUGGGACAUAAUUUAAGUAUGCUCUUGUGCCAUCAUGGCCAAAAAUAAAGAUGCUCAAAGGCUCAGCACAUGUUCCUUCUAAGUUUUCUUAGAAAAUACCUAUAGAAAGAUUAGAAGGAAGUGUCACUGAUGUGUCAGAUAUACAAUGAAGGUACAUUUGAUUUGAAUACAGCAGAACUGAUUACAACUUGAACAAAAAUGCAUUGUUUGCACUUAACGUACACACACACAGACACACACAUAUAUAUAUGGAUAGUUUUGGUAACAUUUUGCAUUAAGGCACCCAUAACUAGCAUAAUUUUAGCUUUGUAAAUGUAGCAUCAAUACACCAUAAGUAAUGUUAAAUAUGUAAUUAAUGCCUUUUUAAAAAUAAUAAUAAUGAUGAUGAAGCAAAUAAACCAAAUAAUAUCUUCACUGAGUAAUGUUUAUUUCAUCUGUAUAUAAAAAUGUAUCAAUGCAGUUCAAUUUGAAUAAAGCCUGUAUUAAUGUU
Molecule: messenger RNA, 2300 nt
Organism: Ictalurus punctatus (channel catfish)
Lineage: Eukaryota; Metazoa; Chordata; Actinopteri; Siluriformes; Ictaluridae
Gene: fndc4a
Product: fibronectin type III domain containing 4a
Exons: 6
Coding region: 619-1281 (220 amino acids)
Molecular function (GO): protein binding
Source: RefSeq, a predicted model, not a curated record